UGUCGUGUCCGUGUGCGCGCAUACACUGGCAUAGAAGUGUUAUGUUUACAUCGUGAUCGAGGCUGUAGACAGACGUUGGUUUUGCAAGCUUCUCAGAACUCAGAACGAGCCGAUCCCUUUUUUCCAACGGAUGUUGUGACCUGUUAUAUUAUAAAGCUGUCCAACCUCGACGAAAAGGACUGGAAGCGAGCCAGCAUGCCGGAGCCUGUGAAUCACCAGGUGAACGCCGCUCGUAAGACGUUCCAGACUUUAUACCAGAUCUCCAAACUGCUCAACACAAAUCUCGACCCGACUACUUUGAGCAUCUGUAUCAGACUGUGCGAGAAUGGGGUGAAUCCGCACGCUCUCGCAACCGUGGUGAAGGAACUUCAACGAGAAGUCAAGGCAAUGAACGACGCACAACUGGAAUCGACCGCCAGCAAGACUAGCGUGAGGUCAGCGAGUGAACGCGACCAAGUAUAACGCUGUUGCACUGUCCUCAGAAUUUAUCUUGCGUUGUUCAAUAAAUGUUCUCGAAUGUA
Molecule: messenger RNA, 521 nt
Organism: Temnothorax curvispinosus
Lineage: Eukaryota; Metazoa; Arthropoda; Insecta; Hymenoptera; Formicidae
Product: mitotic-spindle organizing protein 1-like
Exons: 2
Coding region: 196-462 (88 amino acids)
Biological process (GO): microtubule nucleation by interphase microtubule organizing center; gamma-tubulin complex localization; mitotic spindle assembly
Cellular component (GO): centrosome; gamma-tubulin ring complex; spindle
Source: RefSeq, a predicted model, not a curated record